CCUGUGGCAGUGUGUUCCCGGAGCAGAGACAGUGUGUCCCCGGAGCUGUGGCAGUGUGUUCCCGGAGCAGAGACAGAGUGUUCCCGGAGCUGUGGCUGUGUGUUCCCGGAACAGAGACAGAGUGUCCCCGGACCUGUGGCAGUGUGUUCCCGGAGCAGAGACAGAGUGUUCCCGGACCUGUGGCUGUGUGUUCCCGGAGCAGCAGAGAGAGCCCCGGGGCUGCAGGCCUGAAGCGGCAGUAUGUGUGUACGGCGAUUUGUGCUGCUUCUGAGCGCCCUGGACCUGGUGGUGAUGACCGGGGCACUGUCUACUUGCACCACGCUGGACACUGAGCACAUCAAGAGGAAGCGGGUGGAGGCGAUCAGGGGCCAGAUCCUCAGUAAACUGAGACUGACCAGUCCCCCGGAGGAUCCGAGUCCAGCAGAGGUACCACCCCAAGUGCUGGCCAUGUAUAACAGCACCCGGGAGUUACUGCAGGAGCUGGCCAGGGACAGGCAGCAAGGCUGUGUCACCCACAACACCGACUUCGAGUACUAUGCAAAGGAACUGUACAAGUUUGAUAUGAUCCAGGGCCCUGCUGUGGACA
Rhincodon typus (whale shark) is the source of this 586-nucleotide messenger RNA. RefSeq names its product transforming growth factor beta-3 proprotein-like. Gene Ontology annotation, molecular function: type II transforming growth factor beta receptor binding; type III transforming growth factor beta receptor binding; cytokine activity. The record is from RefSeq and is a predicted model, not a curated record. NCBI's taxonomy places the organism in Eukaryota, Metazoa, Chordata, Chondrichthyes, Orectolobiformes, Rhincodontidae. Gene Ontology annotation, biological process: SMAD protein signal transduction; transforming growth factor beta receptor signaling pathway; regulation of cell population proliferation. Gene Ontology annotation, cellular component: extracellular region. The transcript has a single exon. The annotation marks the transcript as partial.